GCCUCCUGGAUCAGGAUGAUGAAGGUGGUAGUAAGAGCGCUGCUGCUGCUGGUGGUGGUGUCGUCACAAGUUCAGGGCGGAAAGAGGGACUGUGAGGCGGCUGGCGGGAGAUGUGUUCACGCCAAAGCCUGUGACGUCACCUCUUCUCAACAUGGCUGCCAGGGGCAAGAUGAAGUCUGCUGCAUUAACACUCCAUCACGCGAGAACAGGAACGUAAAGAUAAAUAGAACCUCCGGAGAAAAAAAGAUUGAGAGGAAACGGAAGCCACUCAAAAGAAAUAAGAACAAGAGAAUUAGCAAGAAAGCAUACAAGCUCAAGGAGCCCAAAGAUAAAGUGAGGAAGCUGAGAGCUGGUCGCCAGGACACCAGAGAUGAAGGUGACGACAAAUACGGAGGAGGAGGCAACACUUGCGAGGAUACGGGCGGACGGUGUCACCCCAAGAAAUACAAGUGUAAGAAGAUUAAAGCCAAGGGAUGCGCAAGAGGAGAAAAAUGCUGUGAAGGAACGAAUGGUGGACCAGCACAUCAUGGUGGACCAGCACACCAUGGUGGUAUGGUGGGUCCCCCUGGUCACCCAGGUCGCCCUGGAGAUGAUGGAAAACCAGGUCCUCCAGGUCCUGCAGGUCCUGCAGGUCCUGUAGGUCCUGUAGGUCCUGUAGGUCCCCAAGGUCCUCCCGCAAAAGACGGAGUGCCCGGCACAAACGGUACUAACGGUAUAAAUGGUGUUCCUGGCAUAAACGGUGCUCCAGGCAAGGAUGGCUCUCCUGGAGUGGCCGGUCCUCCAGGCAAAGAUGGCGCUCCUGGUAUGGUCGGUCCUCCAGGCAUGAACGGUUCAGCAGGCCAGAAUGGCAUUCCGGGCAAGGACGGUGCUAAUGGCACAAACGGUGCACCCGGUAUGAACGGUGCUCCAGGCUUGCCCGGUAAUCCAGGCACGAAGGGAGAUCCAGGCACCAACGGUAUUCCAGGUACUAAUGGUACUAACGGAAAAGACGGUGUUCCAGGUACUAAUGGCGUUAAUGGAACUAACGGCAAAGACGGUGCUACAGGAGCUCAAGGGAUCCAAGGGAUCCCAGGUCUUCCAGGUCCUCCAGGAGUCAAUGGCAUUAACGGUACUAACGGAACACCAGGUUUUAAUGGUACUAAUGGUCUACCAGGUUCUCAAGGUCCUCCAGGAUCUAUAGGUGCAUCAGGACCUCCUGGACCAGCAGGAUCUGCAGGACCACCAGGAGCCACAGGGUCUCAGGGAGCUGUAGGUCCUGUAGGCCCAGCAGGACCUGCAGGAGCAAAUGGAACGAAUGGUUCACCUGGACCGCCAGGAGCACAAGGAGCUACUGGAGUUCCAGGACCAUCAGGAGCUUCUGGAGCUACUGGAGCUCAAGGAGCAACUGGUGCUAUAGGUCCAAGUGGACCUCAAGGAGUAAGUGGGCCUCCAGGUCCUUCAGGGCCUCCAGGAGCUACUGGUGGUACUGGACCACCUGGGCCCCCAGGACCUUCUGGUCCCCCAGGUUCAAACAGUCCUCCCGGAAACUCAGGAGGAGGGUAGGACCUGGGAAGUAAAAGUUGUCCUUCAAACUGCAAACCGAAGAUUUGCAGCUAAGGUGACUGAACUGUUGGAGAAAGUGGAAUUGUAAUACGCAUUAGGUAAAUUGAUUACGUAAAUGGAUGAACACCUACAGCCAGGACAACUGAAAAGGUACAUUGAUCAACUCCUACAGUCAGGCCUACAGGUGUAGAGGUGAAUGGCUCCACAACCUGUAACUCGUUACUAAGCAAUGAGAACCAGCGCAUUGCAUGCUGUAUAGUGCAGUUGAGUCCUCCAUAUUAUAUAAUGUUUUUUGUUGUUAGCUUGUUCCACAUGUAAUUUGUUUCAAAGUUGUUAUUGCAUUUUCUUUACCAGCUGAUUCAUACAGAAGUGAAAGUGUUUCUUCACCAAAACUGUCACCAGAUAUUGCAUUAGUUAUCAUGCCAUCAAUUAUUGUAUUAGUUGAGUUAUCAACCGCUAUGUUUGGUGACGCAAACGUACCCAAAUGUUGUUUAUACAAUUUAAGUAUAUUGUUGCAUAAAAUAUAAAAAUUGAUUCUCUCUGUGGAACUUUAUGAUUGGCUGUAAUAUAUUUAUUUUAAUAUAAUUUGCAUAUCA
Procambarus clarkii (red swamp crayfish) is the source of this 2138-nucleotide messenger RNA. NCBI's taxonomy places the organism in Eukaryota, Metazoa, Arthropoda, Malacostraca, Decapoda, Cambaridae. The record is from RefSeq and is a predicted model, not a curated record.